Symbiodinium natans is the source of this 2052-nucleotide messenger RNA. The record is from the annotation of a GenBank genome assembly. Lineage: Eukaryota; Dinophyceae; Suessiales; Symbiodiniaceae.
AUGACCCAGCCCAAACUGCUGCAGCUGUUGACGGACAAGGGCCUGAAGUACAAUGGGUCCAAUGUCAACCGCAGAAUGAUGCUUGCGGCACAGUCGCUGGCCGGGUACAUGGCACAGAACCCUGCUCUUGAGCGAGUCCUGGUGUCAGUCCAGAUGGAGUUUGGCCGCGACGUUUGGUCGAGCGGGUACAACAAGAUCGGCAGGGUCAUGCAGAUCGUGUCGAAAGCAACUGCACUCUGGAACAACCCGGACCUCAGUGUCGAGUUUGUCCUGGAGUUUGUGUUGCAGUACAGCCUUGGCAUGUUGCGGCGCGGCACUGUGCAGCCCAAGUUUUUCUCUUCGACGGCCAUUGAGAAUGGAGAGGGUGGUGGGUGGACCAUUGCCACCUGUGUCAAGGCCUACUUGGCGAGCUACAUCAUGAAGAUUGCCACGACUGCGGCUGAGAAAGAGGCCGCCAUGCUCGGCCGUGCCACCGGGCCCACACCGAAGAAGGACACCAAGGAAGCAAUCGAGAAGGUCUGGCUGCCGUUGCUUUUCCACAAGAAUUGCCCCCCGAGCCAGGAAGACCAGUGUGAAGGCGUGGCAGACUUGGAAGAAGCGGAAGACUCAGUGACGACAGAGGUCCUGCCCGAGCACACGGACACAGUGUCAGAAGACAGCCUGGCCGCGAUCACCGCCAGCUUGCCCAAGGCAGGCAAGCAAGCGGUCGAGCUCCUCCACGACCUCUUCGAGGCGGAGCACGAGAACCAGCUCAAGAAGACAGUGUCAGAGUCAGAUCCGGCCAAGUGUUUGCUGGAGAACACAGAGUCAAAGAAUGAGCUGGCCAAGAUCUUUCGCAGCAUGGUGGCUGGGCUUUGUGCUGGCACAGUGUCAAUUGGCUCCGCCGACCCACCAGUGUCAAUUCGGCAGCUGGCGAGACAGCACUCGAACCCAGAAGAGCCGAAGCAUGAGACGACAGUGUCAGAGGAGGAGCGGAAGGAGACGUGGGCUUCGGCCCAAGCCGUGCGGAAGAAGCGGUGUCAGUUGAUUUUGUGGACCGGAAAAUCUCCAGAAUCCCUGAGAACCCUCCUGGACAAGUGUCAGGCCAGCGCCUUCGAGGGGAAGAUCAACGAGAGCCACAGGCUCUGGGUCUUCAGCAGUGACCUGGCGCUGGAGGCGAAGGGGAGUUGGCAGAGAACGCCUGCUUUGGUGCCCGACAGUGUCACGGCAGUGUUUCAAUGCCUGGAGAAGUACCCCAUGAAGGAACACGACAUUGUCCUGUGCUUCGACGGCUGCGCCCCUGACAACAAGAGUGUCUUGAGGCAAGGUUUGGGUGACAGUGCCAAGCUGAACGAGUUCGUCCUUCUUUACUCGUCUCGGCCAAGAGAGGCUCGCCAUCGAAAGAUCUUUUGUGCGGCAGCAAAGGUGGAGGUGGCAGUGAUGAAGCUUCACGUGCCCAAAGUUCGCUUCGCUGUGAAGACACGGACCGACGACUACAUGCCCCCGACAGUGUCAGCCUCAGGGAGCAAGAAGAAUGCGAAGAAACUGACGACACACGAUUUGACCAUGGUGGGCCUCCCCGCAGUGUCAGGCCGGCCGUUGAUGCCAUCCAUGGAGAAGGCAAAGGCCUUUGACUGCGACGAGCCGCCGAAGUUCCGCGGCUCAGCUUGCCCAGUGUUUUGGGCUGAGAGCAAGUCCGCGGAGGUGUGGGAGACACUGCUGGAGGUCCUGAAUAUCGGCAGUGUCAUCGACUUGACCGCUGGCAGUGGUUGCCUGGCAAGCGUCUGCUUGUCAAGCGACAUUGCGUACGUCGGUGUCACCAGGAACCAGGUGCACCACAGCUGGCUGGUCAAUGUCAUGGACAGGGAGUCCUUACGACUCCUGGCAGACAGCAACCUGAAAGAAAAUUGGAAUAUUGUCAAAUUGACAUUGUCAAACUACUGCGACAGUGUCAUCUACGACGAGGACCUCUCCGCCAUGAUCACGAAGCAUUUCCAGGAGGUGCUGGCAGAGCUCAACGACGCCGAGCUCCAGGAAGACGAGGAGGAGGACUCUGACGCUGAAGCUUCCUAG